This is a messenger RNA of Acanthoscelides obtectus, 1954 nucleotides long. Lineage: Eukaryota; Metazoa; Arthropoda; Insecta; Coleoptera; Chrysomelidae. The record is from the annotation of a GenBank genome assembly.
CCUAACUAGAGGACAGAAUACCAACUUAUCAUUUGAGUCAAUUUUCAGAUUAAAUUUAUUCAAUUUUAACGGAUUUUUAACAGACAUAAUUUGGCAUUUGGCGCAUCUGUCUAAUAUCUUCCUAUUUGCUGUUUUUACAAUUUACUGACACCACCGUGUAGUGCCUUUUACACGUUUAUAAACCUUGAAUUCUCACAAAACUGUUGUAAGCAGUUGCAAUGGCCCAGUUCAAAUUUUGGAACGACGUGAACAGUUUACUAGUCAUGGAUGGCCCAGUGAGCGGCCCCGUUCCACGUUGGGAAAGGAAAAAACAAAAUAACUCGAAUGGAAGUCUCGAUAGCUCGCGGAACAAUUCCUUAAAGCCUUCGCUAUCCUCUUCUGCGUUAAAUUCUACGAAGACCCCAGUAAAAACCAGUGAAAACGAGUAUCAAAAGUGCAAGACCCCAGCAAAAACACCUUCCAGAAAAACUCCGAAAAAGAAGACUCCAACACCAAACAAAGGAUCAAAGACUCCAGGAGCAGAUAGGUUCAUACCAUGUCGAAGCGCUAACAAUUUUGAUUUAGCACAUUUGAAAUUAUCUCUGGAAGACAAUGCUGCAUCAGACAGUCCAACACACAAAGAACUCCAAAGGGUAAUGGCAGAGAAUAUACAUGGUGCUAAUGUAAACCAAAGGAUUCUGUCAUACCAAAAUAAGGCUCCUUCAGCACCUGAAGGGUUUAUUAACCCUAUGAGAGUUAUUUACACUCAAACCAAGACACCUGCAUCUGUAAAGAGCAGCAGUAGAUAUAUUCCCCAAGCACCAGACAGGAUACUAGAUGCGCCUGAUAUUGUAGAUGAUUAUUACUUGAAUUUGAUGGACUGGGGAUCAAAUAAUAUACUAGCAGCAGCUUUGGGAUCUCAUGUUUACUUAUGGAAUGCAGGUACUGGAAACAUUGACCAGUUACUUGAGCUGGAAGGAAAUGACUAUGUCUGUUCACUUUCAUGGAUCCAAGAGGGCCACAUUUUGGCUGUAGGAACAACAAACGGCACCGUCGAGCUAUGGGAUUGUUCUCGAACCAAAAAACUUCGCAUUAUGGACGGCCAUUCUGCCAGAGUCGGCUCUCUAUCUUGGAAUGCUCACAUACUAUCUUCUGGGUGUCGCAGCGGUAGAAUUAUCCAUCAUGACGUUCGAAUGCAACAUCAUUUAGUGACUACUUUGACUGGACAUGAACAGGAGGUCUGUGGCCUAAGAUGGUCACCAGACGGCAAAUACCUAGCCAGCGGAGGCAACGACAACGUCCUGAACAUAUGGCAGACAGUGAGCGGCGGUCACCACACUGAAAAUCAACCGCUGUAUACCUUCACCCAACAUCAAGCUGCUGUUAAGGCACUUGCAUGGUGCCCUUGGCAGUCACACAUCCUGGCCAGCGGCGGUGGCACUGCUGAUAGACAUAUCAGGUUCUGGAACUGCAACACCGGCUCUUGCAUAAAUUCCGUCGACACAAAGUCUCAGGUGUGCGCAAUUCUGUGGUCACAAACAUACAAAGAAAUAGUAUCUGGUCACGGUUACGCAAACAACGAGCUGAUCGUGUGGAAAUAUCCGUCCAUGACGAAGAUAGCAGAAUUGACAGGGCACACAGCGAGAGUGUUGCACCUGGCUGCUUCACCAGAUGGCACUACCGUGUUGAGUGCUGGGGCUGAUGAAACAUUGCGGCUAUGGAGGAUCUUUGAAAAAUCGUCCACUUCUAAAACUAAGGAAGCAGCCAAAGUGAAGGUGAAACCCAGUGCUUUGAAGCAGUGUAUACGAUGAACAUGUUAUUUCACAUUUAAUAUUGUAUCAUAUGACUGAACUUUACUCUAGUAUUACUUAUUAUUUUGUGUCUUAUUUUUAGUAAUGUAUGUUGUAUGUAGUUUAUUGUAUACUUCUAUUUUUUGUAUCAGUUUGGAAUAAUAAAUACACUACUCAUGGAAAAA